UUCAGGGACAGAGCAGAAUGGGCUGAUAUAGAUCCAGUGCCGCAGAAUGAUGGCCCGAAUCCAGUGGUCCAGAUCAUUUACAGUGAAAAGUUUAGAGAUGUUUAUGAUUAUUUCCGGGCGGUCCUGCAGCUCGAUGAGAGGAGCGAACGGGCUUUUAAACUCACCAGAGACGCUAUUGAGUUAAACGCUGCCAAUUACACAGUGUGGCAUUUCCGGAGAGUCCUCUUAAAGUCACUUCAAAAGGAUCUGCAUGAGGAAAUGAACUAUAUCACUGCAAUCAUUGAGGAGCAGCCCAAAAACUAUCAAGUUUGGCAUCAUAGGCGAGUGUUGGUGGAGUGGCUGAGAGAUCCCUCUCAAGAGCUUGAGUUCAUUGCUGAUAUCCUUAAUCAGGAUGCAAAGAAUUACCACGCCUGGCAGCACCGACAAUGGGUCAUCCAGGAAUUUAAACUUUGGGAUAAUGAGCUACAGUAUGUAGACCAACUUCUCAAAGAGGAUGUGAGAAAUAACUCUGUCUGGAACCAAAGAUACUUUGUAAUUUCUAACACCACUGGCUACAACGAUCCUGCUGUAUUGGAGAGAGAAGUCCAAUACACCCUGGAAAUGAUAAAACUAGUACCCCAUAACGAAAGUGCAUGGAACUAUUUGAAAGGGAUUUUGCAGGAUCGUGGUCUUUCCAAAUAUCCCAAUCUGUUAAGUCAGUUACUUGAUUUACAACCGAGUCACAGUUCCCCCUACCUAAUUGCCUUUCUCGUGGAUAUCUAUGAAGACAUGCUAGAAAACCAAUGUGACAAUAAGGAGGACAUUCUCAGUAAAGCACUAGAGUUAUGUGAGAUCCUAGCUAAAGAAAAGGACACUAUAAGAAAGGAAUAUUGGAGAUAUAUUGGAAGAUCCCUUCAAAGCAAGCACAGCACAGAAAGAGACCCACCUCCAAAUGCACAGCAAUAACACCGUCCAGAAGAGCUGGAGGGGAUGCGUUUAUUUUUUUAAGAGACUUUAACGCAGGAGUUAGAAAACUAGAGAGAUCAUCCCUGUGGCCUGUGGUGUAAAACGGACACCGCACAGGUACUGCUUUUUAACACGAACUAAGCGUGAUGCUCCUUGGGUGCUGCUGCUAGUCAGACUAGCUCUAGGUCAUUUGAUUCUUUUUAAAAGCAAAGUAACUCGGGGCUUGGAGGGAGAGGAAACGGAGUCCCACGAACGAACUUUUGUCGUCUUAUCAACAUUUGCUCUAGUCCCUUAGCAUCGACUCCUCCCUAGAUGGUAUGCGUGUCAGGAUUUGCAGCAUUAUUGAUCGCAGGUAACUCGUAUUAAAGGACGUGAGGUGACUUAAAUUUCGGUUCAGAAAGUGGGGAAUGCAGUUGUUACGUUCGAGCUGCUUUUGCCACACUCCAGUAUCUUGCUAUCACUGUAACCAACUAACGCCAAAAGGAUGAUUUUGUAAUAAAAUUAUAGAUGAAUCCUAAA
Messenger RNA from Vicugna pacos (alpaca), 1464 nucleotides. The record is from RefSeq and is a predicted model, not a curated record. NCBI's taxonomy places the organism in Eukaryota, Metazoa, Chordata, Mammalia, Artiodactyla, Camelidae.